UGCUGAUAACGUAGGCUAAAUUAUAGACACAAUAUGCCACUAUGCUUCAACUGCCUGACGUUAGCAAUCGCACCAAUUUUAAAAUACGUUAUUUAAUUCGGUUAACCCCGCCACCAUUACAUCUCUCGAAUCGGUGGGGGAAGAAGUAAUAAAUGCAACAAAUUUUUAUAUCAAGGGGAUGGCUCUUUCAUCCGAACUUAAUCGGCGCUUAAGCUCAGGUGAACCCUUGAGUAAGCGAUUAAAACUAGCAGAGAAUGUUUUUCUCAGCAGAGAUGUUUCAAUAAAUCACAAGGAGGACAUCAUUGUCCAAUGGCUCUGCAAUGUUGCACUAAUGGAUCCUUCCGCUUGGAAGAGCAUGAAACGUUUGGCAGAGAAGCAAUUGAUAAACAAUUCAACAAAUUUAAGUUCUGGUACAAAGGAACAUCUCGUGAAAACUUUAGAGACCAAACUGAAACUCCUAAAAGAAGACCUGCCAGAUGAAUUCUUUGACUUCUGUAGUUGGAUUUUAUCACAUCCAGAACUACAGCAAUAUUUCCAAACUGAUGUGCAAAUAUUUGGAAAAUUUAUACAUACACUAUUACUGAGGAUGAAGUUAGAAAUCUCUACAACUGUGUCAAGUACCAGCCAACCCGAGUCUGUGACAAAGUCUGUCAUUCUCAGACAUGCUUGCAUCACGAAUACUAUCAACAGUAUUUUACAGAUACACAGACAGUGUUCGGAUAAAGACAAACUGGCUGAAGUAUUGGUAAACUUUAUCCUAAGUCCCCUCUGUGGCCUUAGUGGUAAUAAUUUUGAGAAUACAAACCGUGUUGGUGCUGAAACAUACAAAUGUAUUCAGAACAUAUUAUUUGGAAAAGAAAGGUAUACAGAAUACAAAGAAUAUACCCAAGAAACCAAAGAAGGCCUACCCAGUGUGUUAUUCUCUUUCAUCGAGCAAAUCAGAGAUGAAAUGGAAUCUGAGGAAUUUAUAAUAAUGUUGAACUACUUAUUUAUGGCUGUGGUUGGCUCUUAUAAAUCUGACGCAGCAUUGAUCGAUAGUUUAUUCAGAAGGCUGAUCAGUUCAUCUGGCAGAAUUAAAAUCAUGGCUGUCAAUUCCUUGAUAGAAUGGCUUAGAGAUAUUUCCCUAGAUUAUGAUGAUAAGGUUGAUGGUUUGACUUUGAUGGACUUUUUUUGUAACCUGAUAGACGAAAAUCUCCAAAGCAAACGCUUGAAAAGCCACAAUUAUCAUUUGAUCAGCCAAAUUGUUAAAUUGAAUGUUUUGAUAAUUGAAAAGAAAAUGCCUAUGAUUUUUAAGAGGGUCUUGCUAGCACCGAGAAAAACAGAUUCUGAGGUAGAAUCUUACAGUCAUUUGAUGAUUAGCACAUUGGAAGCAAGCUCGCGUCUCAGACGUGAACAAAAACUCAUCCCAUGGUUGCUGCAAGCAUUGGAAGCAUCACUCUCUACAAAUGACUGUGAAAUGCUCACAGUGCGACAAAUUCUCCCGAUUGAGUUUUUAACAGAAUUUACCUCACUUGUCGAAAGGUUUCAGAAUGCGCAGACUAUAGCAAUGUUGAAGUCUUUUAUCUUCCAUCUGAAGUCGAACUGCAUUGAUAAAUUGGAAACAGAUAAUGCUCCAUCUAUUUAUGUCAUGGCCGAAUGCAUCGUUGAGCUCCUUGAGGCAUUCUUUGAAGGCAUCAAAAUCUAUCAGCAUACAGUGCCACUCCUACUACAAGAAAAAUUUGUUGAUGUUCUAAGUGAACUGAGAGACAUUCUCGCUCAAUUAGCUGCGCUUGUCGCAAAUAAUAAAGGCAAUGAAAGGAUGAUUGCUGUAUUAUUGAAAGCUACCUUGUCGUGGAGCCAAGUCCAGGGUAUGCUAGUCAACUAUGCCCCCAAAUCUGGAGCAGAAAAUACUAUUUUUCCGAUCUCUGACAAGUGUUUGCGAAAACUGACAAAAAGAAUCGACAACUUUGGUAAUUUAGCCUGUAAAACAGCCCUGAACAAACUUCAGUUUCAUAGAAUGAAAUUUAAUUACCUCUACGAGCCACAGGGAAAAUUGGCUGAUAUAAUUGGCGGUCUUGAGGAAUCCUGGGUAAUUAUUCUCAACGAUUAUCCUGAACUUAUCCCUAUGCUCACCAGUGAGCAACUAUCGGAGCUGGCUUCUUUAUUGCUUCAAGAAGUCAUGUUGGAAGAGAGUAACGUCGAAAAGUGGUCCCAAAUAUUGGGAUACAAAGAUCUUGCCGAAAAUAAAUCAUUCGUUGUUGCGUUGCUCUGCCAGACAUUGAUCAAUAUUGGUUCAUUGACCGAAGGAAGCAUGACCGCGGCUGUAACAUCUCACAUCAAUAUCAUCAAAAUAUUGGAGCAGGGCAUGAAUGAUGAAGCCGGUGUUCCAGCCUUGAAAAGUAACAAUAUUAUCAAUGAUAUAGUUGUGAGGCCGAGACUCGUUGAGAAGUCUUCCCAAGCAAUUAUAAAUUGUCUCAACAUUUUGCUCUGUUUACCAUUGAGACUGCUUAUUGCACCGGUGAAAACAUUGACGUACGUAAUAAUGUACGUGCUUGGUAGAGAAUUACAACAUAACAAGAAAAUUGGAAUGCUGUGCGACAGUGUAUUACUUGAAACUUUAGAGAAAGGUAGGAUCAAUAUACUAAAAUUCAUUGGCCUGGAGUUGUUGCUGGAACAACCUCUGACUCGCAAGGCUUUGCAAGAGAGUUUAAAAAUGAUCAUGCUCGACAAGUUGGUAUCUCCAGAUGCAGUUGAUCCAUUUGCCAGCCUUCAUAAAUGCCCUGACAAAGUGGUUCCUGAUGUUUUAUUUUGUAUCAAGAUAGUAAACCCAAAAUUACACAAUUCAAGGAAACCACUGUUCAAAGAUCUAGAAGAAAAAUUGAGUAAAAGGUUUUUGACCAGUGAAGCAAUGAGAUCCAAAACUACGAACAAUACGAGGGAUCUUAUCCUGAAUGUGCAAAAAGCAAUCGGUGACGAUAGUAUCGAAGCAGAACUUAAAAACUCUGUAAUAUUACAGUUGCAAUCUAUCUUUCAGGCAGGAGCAGAGGAUAGCCACGAAUCAGACGACGAAAAAGCUAAUUUGAUUGAAGAAAAAAUCCAACUGGCCACACUAGCAUUGAACGAAAAAUUUCGUUCCUAUUUAUCUGAGGUUCUUAUCACUGAUAUUGGAAUAUGGAUCAUUUGUAAUCCAGAGAAAAAACUAUUGAGCCGGUACAUUGAGAGCAGAACUCCGCAAGAGUACAAAAAAUUCCUGCAUGCCCUGAACGAAAGAACGAAAAAAUAUCUCAAUCUAAACAAUAAGGAUAAGUCGGAAAAAAUCUUUGUUGUUUGGAGGUACAUCUUGGAAAACAGCUUACCUAAUAGCAAACAUAAGCAUAGACUAGAAGAAGUUCGGAGAUUGCUUAUGUCUAUGCAUCAGUUCGAUGUAACCAGAGAAUGUUGGUCGGACCUGAUAAACAUAUUGCGCAUUAUGAUUGACUCAAAGCAAUUGGAAUUGCCGAGCUCUCACAUCGAUUUAAUGAUACUGGUUGUUGGGAAAACAUUGAGAGGAUUUGGAUCGGAAGUUUGCAAUGACAUCGCACUGUUGUGUUUAUCCUUAUUAAAGUCAAGAAUGGAUGUAAUGAUAGACAAGCUUCCACAGCUGUUAAGCCUCUAUGAACAAAUUAUUCGGAUCCUAGCUCGCGAGGCUAAAAAAGAAUGCACGGUAGACAAAUUUCAGUUGGGAAACUGCGCUCUAAGCAUUGAAAAGCUAACGAGUUCUUUGGUUAAACUGAAAAAAGAUCUGGCUAGACUCACACCUUACAUCAUCGCGGAUAUCAUCGACGUAUUCAACGAAGCUGAGUUGCAACCGUCCGUCAAAGUACCUUUUGAAAACUGUGUAAGACAUUUACUAAGUGUUAAUGAUCUACACGGAGUAAAUUUCCUCCAUAGAAAUUUGCCAGCCUCAAAGCGUGAGAAAUGCAAAGCCCUCAUUGAAUCGUACAACAAGGAGUUCAAGUUCACUGGAAAAAUAUGAUUUCUCAUCAUAUCAACAUUUUUAUUUACAACUGUUCCAAACUAUGUUUCGCUAUUUUUUACUUUACAGCAAUUGAACACCGAUAAUGAAUAAAAAUAUUUUAACUUUUGUUAAUAA
Molecule: messenger RNA, 4111 nt
Organism: Athalia rosae (coleseed sawfly)
Lineage: Eukaryota; Metazoa; Arthropoda; Insecta; Hymenoptera; Athaliidae
Exons: 9
Coding region: 179-3994 (1271 amino acids)
Source: RefSeq, a predicted model, not a curated record